UCUCACAACCUUGUGAGGUAGGUAAGUAGUAUUAUCGCCAACGUACAGCGCUGGAACUGGCAGGGUCUGGCUCACCCUCUGUGAUUCAGUUACACCCUGCACCACAAAAAAGUUCAGUGAAGUCAGUGAGACCGCUUGCAUAGUAAGCUACUACUCGCUGUGAGUGAGGGUGCCAGGACUGGGCCCUUAGAGCUUGGUACAAGGCCACGCAAAAAUCUUCCCAGUCCAGUGUCACCCUUCCCCUGAGUCAGUUUAGAAAUGUUUGGAUUGAGCAACAUGUUUGGAAAUCUGUGCCCUACAAACAUGAAUGUUUAUUACUGAACAGGUUAGUCAUAAGAUCCAGUAAUAUGAAGCACAGAGCACAUUUUAAACACUGUUUAGCAGAGAAAAUUCAGAACAGUAAAUGCCCAAGAAUCCUUCAGGGUAUGAUUUAGUCCAGCAUUGCUCCUGGGACUUCCUUUGUUUCUUCUCACUAUCUUUUAGACUGUAAACUCUUUGUAUUUGUGUCUUCUACAACACUGAGCAUGUUGUUGGUGCUUUACAAAUACUGAAUCAUAAUAACAGUAGUCAUAAUCCUUCUAUAAUGCCUCUGUAAUGUGAUUGCAGUGUUUCUAAUCUCUUUUCUUAAUGUAUAUGAUUAGCAGUAAUGUACUCAUCUGUAAAAUGGUAUAGUAAUACUCACCUAAUUCACAUGUUUGUAAGGCACUCUAAGAUCCUGGAUUAACAAGAGCUAUAUAUAUGCUAAGUAUUUACUAUCUUUUUUUUUCUUUUGGAAAAAUAGGCUUAAAAUACAUGACCCUCUAAAAUACAUGACCAUGUUUCAAUAUCAAUUGCAAAUUUUGUAACUUUUUGCCAUUUAAGGAAUUAUGUAUCAUGCAUUUUAUGUGGUAUUGUGACCUGCACAGACAGCUUUCAGGUGCCGGGAGAGCAGAGUCUGUGUGGAACUCAGGAAAUCAGUAUUAUAACUGAACCAAUAUAGUUUGAAAUGCUUUGAUAUGAAAUCAGGAAACUGUUUAAUUGCAACAUCUAGAGUUAUAUUCUGAUUUAUUUUAUUACUUUUUCACGUGCAGUUAUGCCCCUGCAUCUCUCUACUCUUGCAGAGUGUGCACCUCUAGCAACUUAAGUGGUUUGUAAUACCAUCCUGGGGCAUUUGUUUAAUACCAAGAUGAAAGAGAAGAGUGCUAACUACUGAUUACUAGCAACACUUCCUGCAGCACUUUGGUGUUACAUAGAGAAGAUGCCUCAAAGAACUGAUUAGAUUUUUAAGGCCAGAAGGGACCAUUAGAUUGUCUAGUCUGAUCUCUUGUAUACCAUAGGCCAUAGAACUUUACCCAGUUACUCCUGUAUUGAGCCUAAUACACUUUAGUCAGACACAAGUUAUGUUCUAGAAACGGAUCCAGGCUUGAUUUGAAGAUUUCAAGAAAUGGAGAGAGACGCCACCCCUACCCCUUCAUACUUUGUUCUAGCGGUUGAUCACCUCACUGUUAAAAACAUGUGCCUUAUUUCUUAUUUGAACUUAUCUGGCUUUAAGUUCCAGCCAUUCAUUCUUGAUAUGCCUUUCUCCACUAAGUUAGAGUCCUUUAGUCCCCAGUAUUUUCUCCCCAUGAAGGUAUUUAUACCUUCAUCCACUGAAAUCAUAUUAGCUAGUGACAAGAUCACAGGCCAAGGUGGCCUGAUUCCAGCUGGUACUCUGUUGAAGGGUUCCAGAGGGAGACAUGCCCAGAUCUCUUUUAUUGGAAGGAUAUCAAUUAUGACAUGGAGGUUUCUGAAUGGACAGUGGAUGUGUGGUCAUUCUCAUGGACUCCACCGGGCACUUGGAGUAUCCCCUGCCUGCACUCACAGCUGUUACAGCACAGAGGGGGAGGUGCCACUGCUGACGCUUCUACUUCUCCAUAGGAAACCCACCAGGCCUCUGUGGUUAACACUUAAAGGUUGCAUAAGUCAUUUGUGUAUAUAUAGUCUGGUUAAAAAUGUUGAGCCCAUUUUUCAAGCGUGAAAAAUACCUGUGCUGCACUGUUCUGAGGCAGCAUUCCCCAAAGCCACGCUCCCUUUCAGUUUAAAGGACUGAAACAGCUGUGCACUGUGUUUAAUUGUCAUGUUCUUAAUGAACUAUUUAAUUUUUUAAAAUAUAAUUUACUACUCCAAAUGAUCGAAUAGUGGAAACAAAGAGUUCAGUGUAUUUUAUUAACUAAUAUAUAUUAACCAUCUAUAGAGCAAGUUGAAUACCACAAAAAAGGUGUUUGUCAAAUGCCAGGGAAACUAGAAUAGUAUGCAACCAUCCCCACUUACUACACCUCUCUUGUUUUGGCUGUACCUUGGUUCCGUUUCUUUCCUUUCCUUCCUCCUACAGAUCUGUGUGUACACAAUACUUCUCUCACAUGGCUAUUCCCAUCAAUUGCAGCAGGCUGAAUUGGGCCCUGUUCUGUAAUGAGAAAGUUUUUACUAUUUGAUGGCUGUUUGUAAUGAGUUGAUGGACUGGUGACCACAUUACACAAACCCACCGUCACAACUGGCACCUCUGUGUACAUAUAGUGAAGGAAGGAGAUGGUGGACCAUCUGGUUAACACUGAAAUUAACAGCCAACGCAUUGCUUCCGUGGAAAACUGCUUUGGGGCAUCUGGACAACCCUUAGCUGUGCCAGGAAGAGUCCUUCUGGGUGAAGGCAUUUUGACCAAAGAAUGCCGCAAGAAGCCGAAGCCUCGGGUAUUCUUUCUUUUCAAUGACAUCCUCGUGUAUGGGAGCAUAGUGAUAAACAAAAGGAAGUACAACUCCCAGCACAUCAUACCUCUCGAAGACGUCACCUUAGAGACACUGCCGGAUACCUUACAAAUGAAGAACCGAUGGAUGAUUAAAACUUCGAAAAAGUCCUUUGUUGUUUCUGCAGCCUCCCUCACAGAAAGGAAAGAAUGGCUCAGUCACCUUGAAGAAUGCAUUAGGCAUCUGCUGACAAAGACAGGCAGGCAGCCCUCCACGGAGCAUGCUGCCCCCUGGAUACCCGACAAGGCCACUGAUAUCUGCAUGCGCUGCACACAGACCAAGUUCUCCACGCUUACUCGCAGGCAUCACUGUCGGAAGUGUGGCUUCGUUGUGUGUGGGGACUGCUCCAGACAGAGGUUUCUGAUGCCACGCCUGUCCCCCAAGCCGCUGAGGGUCUGUAGCCUAUGCUACAGGCAGUUGAUAGCAGAAAAGAAGAAGGAAGCAGAAGUUGACCUGAGACAGCCAGAGCAGAUUGACUCUUCCAUGACUGGUUAUGAACCAUCUAGUGGUGAUGACAGUGAUAAAUCUGAUGAUGACAAAGUGGAACGGUGGCCGGGAGACGCAGAGUUUUAUGCCUCAGAAGUACCUUGGUCAUCUUUCCAUAGUUGACCUUCUUACCCUUGGCUUAAAGCCUGAGGAGCCAAAUUCUGACUUCUGAUCCACGCAUAGCCCUCAGUAUUUUCAGUGGUGAGCGUACAUUAGAGGGUGAAAUUUAGCCCCUCUUUAUCUCGUUUACUUUCAUGUGUUUUCCUGAUUAAGUCAGUCUCUAGUGAUUUAAGAGAACUAGUAUUGUGUCAUAUUACUCUCGCAGGGCAUGGCCUACAUCAAGACAGUGUGGUAUAGUGGGCAGAGCACUGGACUGGGAACCAGUAAACCAAGGUUGUGUUCUCUGCCCUGCCAUUGGCUUGUUGGCUGAUCGUGGGCAAGUCACUUCCCCUCUGACUCAGUUUCCCAUUUGUAAAAUGGGGUAAUAAUGACAUUUUUUGCUAAGAGCUUUGAGAUCUACUGAUCUCUAUACAAGAACUAAGUAUUAUUGUUAUUGUCUCAAAUAUACUACUCACCUGGGGGUGGACCCUUUCGUUGAUAUUAGAGGGCCAUUGAUGGGGUAGCUUGUGCUGCUAUUGCCUGUGCUGUACCUCCUCUGUAGGGAAGAGAGGACUUCGCCUCCAAGGCUGGGAUUUGUCAUGAGCACUAAAUACAUAUAAAACAAUAGAACUAGAAAUCUGAAGUACAUGGAAACCUGGGCUGGUGCCCUUUGAUCUCAGUACAGUAAGAUACUGAAAAAUAACCAGCAGAGACCUGGGUUAGACUUUUAGACUGCCUUUUGCUCCCCAAGCUACCUGAAACUGGGAGCCCUGGGGAAACGGUGAUCUCAGGAACGGGAAGUCUUGUGUGGCUCUGAAGCGAAACCUGUUGACUUCUCAUGAGCAUCAUUAGAACAGCACUGGAGAAGUCCUCCCUCCCAGCCAGAGAACAGCCAUUGUGAUGACAGAAGGUAAUGGGAGAGUUAAGGUUUAUAUUAGGGGUGAGGUGAGAAAGAAGAGGCUGGCUCAACUCAGCAGAAUCACCCCACCCCUGCCGCAUACAUAUAUAUUUCCAGGUCUCAAAAUCAGUAACCCAGCCAGAUUCCACUGCCCCAGGGAUGGAAGAACCCCAGCCUGGUGGGUGAUGUAGCACAGGGUGGUAGAGCUAGUGCAAGAGGUGGUGAAGGGAUGGGUGGGAUGGUCAAAACUAAGGUCAGAUUCUAUGAGGUGCUGAAAUUACUCAAUGUCCAGUGACUCACUUGCUCAUUAAGGCCCCAAGCCUUUGCUGCAAACGUAUGUUGCAUAACUUCAAGCAUGAGCAGUCCUGCUGACUUCAGAGUUAUGCACAUGUGAGUGGCUUCAGGUUCAGGGCAUAACAUUAUAUGCUUAAUUAGAAUUGAACUUUGACAUUAAAGUUAAUCUCAAGUGAGACUGUGUCUAUUCAAAUAGCCUUUCGUCUCAUGUGUAACUAAAAUCAUUUACUAUCAGUGAAAAUUAGACAACAGCAAUUGUAUUGCAGCAAAUAACUGUACAACAAAAGCUCAGUUGCUACCUUUUCUGCAUAUUUUAUAUUGUGUAUUUUAUACUCUAGAGCAGGAAUUUAGUUAAAAGUAAUUUUCAACAUAUUUUUUCCUAACCAUAGUCCAGUCUGUCUAAACACUGAAUUGCAUGCCAAAUGACCAGGUUGGGUUGGUUUUUUUUAAUUAGUUCAAAGCAAUUAUUCUCAUGGGUUUUAUUUUUCCUUUUUUAUAUACUGCCAAUGUCCAGCCAGUUUGUAUUAUUCAACCAAUUGUCAAUAAAGCUAUGGCCGAGGAGAGGGGGAAAAAGUGACAAAAAAGUAAAUGUGCUGUUAUUUAACAAAAAAACAAGCAUUGGGUCAUAUGCUUUGAUCUAAACACAUCCAGUCUAGGGUGAACUCAGCAGCAACUCUUCAGUCAUGUACUGAACAUUGGGGUUUUCUAUUUACUACUUGAAAGUGAAUAUUACUGAAAAAUAUCCAAGUCUGCGGCUUCCUUUCUGUUUAUUCCAUUCUUUCUCAGCAGACUAAGUUUUCCCAAGACUCUUGCUACCCCUGCAGUAAUUGAAGUGGUAUUUUCUGUGGGGGGGAGGGGGAGGAGAUGGUGCAGAAAUGGCCAACAAACCUCAUGACCAAAACACAUGUUUCUGGUUUUUAGAGUAAUAAAGAACAUUGAGUCCUAUUUUUUUUCCAUCCCGCUUCAAAUUCUAGUUCAUAAUUAUGAACAGUGGCAAGCGCAUUUAUAAAGCUUCCCUCCCACAAGUGAGUAUAGGCUUCGCAAACAAAAUAGGACCUUAACAAAAAUAAGUAAUUACAAAUAUCAAAUACGAAAGCCCAGAACAGAAGCCCCAAACUUCCCUAAUGUGAAUCUAAACAAGAUACUGGGGUUGAAAUAUACUUGGCAUUUGAGAGCUCUACACGUGCUAUGAGUGCUUAUUUACAUUAGGCCUUUUUAGGCUUUUUUCUACAAAAUUUCUCACUGCUGCUAACACUGAUUUACCACCACCAGUAGUAGGCACGUUAGUGUAGACAAGAGUUUCAGAUACACAGUGCACAAAACACCAGGAGCCAUGCUCACAAUGGGUCUCCCAUGAUCACUGCCACCAGUGGAUCCAAACUAGUGGCAGCAAGGAGGAGACUGUUCAGGCUGCGGAGCCCUGGCACCACACUUAUUUGGUAAGUUUUACAACCAUUGCUGGGCAGGAAAUUUCAUAAAACUUUUGUUUCUUUUAAUUGCCCGACCAGCUAGCUGUGACUUGGGUGGGUGUUCAGAGCCUGGGGAUUCCUGGCUCCCAGCCCUGUGAACACACAGGCUUUACAGCAGGGUUUGUACUAAUACAAUACCACCUGCAUUUUUAACAUGACUAGCUGUUUGUUCAUUUUGUUUUUGUUUUGGCCUGAUCCUAUGACUGCUCCAUUGUUUUGGAAUUAAAUAAAUCCUUCUGCUGGCUUGAUUAUGGAAUUUUAAACAGGGGAGAGUGGCAACGUGCAGGUUUUGUGUGUUAAUUGCAUGACAACUGAACAUAACUUGGGCCUAUGUUAAUCACAAAUACUGACCUUGAGGGAGAAAGUAUCCAGGUUUGUUUUUUGGGGGAGAUCUUCCUGCAGCACUCGCUGGUGGCUGCUAUGCAGUGACACUACUCUUGCUGAGAGGGUUACCUGCCCCUCCAACUCCAGUGCAAAUGCCCCAUUUUGCAGCAGUUUUGGGGAAGUGUUGCCAGAUGUUGAGUUCUGCAGCUAGGCAACUGACCCACUGCAGUGCUUUCGGAAGAGCACUGCACGGUGUACGUGGUGUUAGAAUGGUGACAGCCAGCUCCACACACAAACUGUGAGCUAAAGCAGGGAGGACUAGAACCAGCUGACUACACCUGGACUAAAGUGGGUGCAAGAGCUGCAGGACCAGAAAGACAAGCUAUAGGAGAGGUGCAGAGCUGCAGGUAGAAGGGUUGUCAGGCAAGGGAAGGUACCGGGGCAAGGAGGUAAACAGGGGAGUAAAGUCUGGGCACUCAGAGAAGUUCAUGCCUGUUUCAAUAGACACUGGAGCAAGGGGGGGGGGGGGUGACAAGCCAAGCGAAAUGGAGACUGAGUGACUAAUUGGCAUCCAACCAUUGAGAGAGUUGGGAGACAUUUUUGGCAUGAGAAUGAGCUGCUUUUCUGGUGGAUGUGGCGGGGGUAACCUUUCUUUUUUCUGCAGCAGUGUAAGGGGUGUCCCCGAAGCUUUUGAGAGCAAAGAGAAACAUUCCAUUUGUUGAGCAAUGCAAAGAAAUGUCAGCUCUGGGGCAUGUGACCUACUGAAUGUGUUGGAGGCUUUCCAAGCAAAAUGACAGGAAAACAGAGCUAAAGUUCAUGGAAUGUUGAAAACCACAGCUUCAGCUCUCCAAAGUCAAUAGCAAUAUAAUGAAGUGAACAAAGGAACUAGCCUAGCAGCCUGCUACAAAGGCAGCAGAAUGAAAGGUAAGAGUGACCCAUCUGAGUUGUGAGUAAAGUGAAAUGAAAGGCUCUAAAGAGCUGCAGUAAAUUAAAGACAUGUUCUAGGCUUCUAGAUUCUAGAGGGUGCUGCCUGGACAACACACACUGUGUGCCACAGUGAUCAUACUGUGGACUGGGAGCAGCUUAUAAGCGUGUGAGGGCACCCCAGUAAGAUCAGCGCUGGAGAAUGGGUAUUUGAGUAGCCAAGUCGGAGAUCUGGCCUGCCAUUCACCAUUGGCUCUGCAGCAGCAAAGAGCCGAUCUUUCAGUCAAUGUGGGAUUUGUUUAUUUAUUUAAAGAAGGAACUGAGAAGGCAAAUCUAUACUGCGCCUUGAGGCUCAUCCUAAAAAUAUUGGUUCUGCUUGUCUGACUCUUUGGUCUAAGUUUUGGUUCUUUAAUAUGUAAAGAAGAACAAAGUUGCUAAAGCCAAAUUUGCUCUCAUUCACCAGAAGCUCUUGUAUAUUUUGUACAUGAACCCACAGCGAAUUCCCCUGCAACUGGGACCUGAGUGCUGAAUACGUAUGAUGGUUCCUCAAUACCUGUUGCUGUAAAAAUAAUAUUCUGCUUAUAAUCUAGAGUGGCUCUGUGCUAACUUUUCCCUCCUGCCUCUCAAUUGUCCUGCACACCCCAGCUCUACCAUGCCUGGGGCUUUCCUCAGCAAAGAUACAGAUGACUCGCUUGCACUACACUGAGUGGGGCUGUCUGAUGUGGAUGACUAGGGCAACAUUUCCAAACUUUAACAGCCUGCUUGGAAUACUAUUUACGGGAACAGUGCAAAUAAUCAUUUCACGUUAUAGUCUGCACCAGCAACAACCAAAAAGCAGCCACCCUUAACAGUUUGGUUUCAGAUGGAAGAAAUGUCUCAGCCAAGUGAGGCAGAUGCUCCACUGAAUUAGAGCAGUUUUGCACCUCUCUUCAACAGAAAGCUGGCCUAAAGCCAGCUUAGCUACCUUGCAAGGACUUCCUAAGACUUCCUCAGGUGCCAUAUCCAUGCUCUACCCUCCGGAACCCUCACAGCCACUGGACAACCCAGCAAUCCCUGGCUCCCACUGGCAGCUGGUGCAAGCUAGAGCAGUCUUCAGAAGGGUUUAUUAGCACUGGGGAAUAUUUUGUCCAAAAGCAAGAGACAAUCCUUUAGCAGCUGAUGGGCGGAUCCUUACAUACUAUUAAUUCUGCUGCACCUGGCCCAAGCCAACCACAGCCGGUUCAGCAGUGGCAAGAAGAGGUGUGCUCACUUAAGCCCAAUCUCAGGCUGCAGUUUUCAGGUGUUAGGAUGGGUGUGGAAGGAGUUAAGCAAGGCUGCAUCAGGCCAGAUUAUACCAAACCCCUAGGAACUGAGUUACCUAGAGACCUCCCAAGAGCUCCUACCUUCACACUGUCACAUGAACCACUUGGAGUACAAGCAGCAUGGUCAAAUAUGCUCUUGCGUGCACAGCCUGGUGAUAUAGCUGAGAUCACGCUGCAAGUAGAAGUGCAUGAAAAGGCUCUGGUUUGUAUGCUGGGUGCUUUUGCUCCCUCACCCCGAAGCUGCCACUUCUUUCACAGGGAAUCCAGAGCAUGCAACAGCUUAGGACAGGAAGUGAAGGGACAUAAAUAGUGCUGUGUUUUUUGCUAAUGCAAAACAACAAAAAAUGUAUGCCACCGAGCCAGGUCCUGCUCCCAGCAUGAUGGAGGGGUGGCUGGGCCAAAGCUGAGCCAGCACUGCACCCCUAUACACCAGGUCACAGUGCCCACAGCUGGCAGCAACCUCCACAGGACAAAAGCUGCAGCUGUGGGGUGAGAGCAGGACAGGCUUGUUCUGCAACCAGUGCUCAAUUUGUGCCAGGACUGAGCCCUGGCACUUGGAGGCUUGGCCAUUCAUAGCCCCAGCACCUCUGGGCUUGGCCAUUCAUAGCCCCAGCACUACUCUCAUUACAAAUUAAGCACUGUCUGCAACCCCCACACCCAAGGGCUUCCACCCCGCAGGGGGCAGGACGAAACAAAACAACCUAUUCCCAUAAAGUAAAAUGAAGAAUUAUAAAAAAUAAAAAGGUCACAGGGCUCUGAAAAGGUCUCCAGUAGAAACUGCUGCAAGUCCCAGAGCUUGAAUGACAGUGAGCAGCCGCAACUCCCAUUAAACCCAGCAGGAAUUGUGAGUGUUCAGCUGCUCUUGCGACGUGGAAAUAGUUAACCCUCGUGAGCAGGUUGUCCCAGCGAGGCUGCCAAAGCCGCAGCUUGUGCACUACUGCCACAAGUUCAAGGAACUUGUCUUUACUUUGCAAAUUCUAGUCAAAAUGAAUUAUGUGCCUCUUUCUCAAGAGGACUAAGAUUUUCCAUCCAAUACUAAUUUCUAGGGGAGGGCAAAAACAGGACCAAACAUCAGACUUUUGUUCUAUCAAAAACUAUUACAAUUUGGUGCCUACUCUUGGACUCAUGAAUAAACUGCAUACUCUGCAGUAUAGUAAUUAUUCAACACUUGGCUUUCACCCCACUGCUAAAGAUCACUUUGUAACUCACUGCGGGGAGGAUCAAAAGCACACAUCCUCCAAGGCAGCCAAUCUUUUUUCUUCUCCUAACUAAAUAUAUUUCAACUCCUGUUAUUAUAGUUAUUUCAUCACACCACAUGUUUUGCUUUUAUAUUGUUACCCAUAAAAACGAUUUCAAAAUGUUUUGGUGUGACCACUUACACAAACAGGCUUUGAAAAAGGAAAAUGUUAGCUCGGGUGGGCAGGCCUCUCAUCUUCCUGACAGUGUAACAAGAAAGAACUGCUCACAUCCCUGUUAUCAGAAGAGUUACAUCCAAGGUAGAACAAAUGCGCCUGUGUAUUUUUCAUAUACGAUGCAUCUUCCAUUAGCAGCUGAAGAUUCUUUGGUCUUGUGGUUAAAGCAUUAGAUUGGGUGUUAGAUCUGGGUUCUGUUCAAAGCUUGCCACAUAAAUAAAUGGACGGAAGUAAUGAAAUCAAGCUUCUUAACUUCCUGAGCACCAACACACUAAGGUGGUGGGGCUCAUGACAGCGCCUGUGUCCCCCCGGUGCCACAUCAGUCUGGCAGCAGCUCAAGGAGCAGCUGGUAAUUGGCCACUAUAGUAUUUUUAAGUGCAAAGCCCUUCAUUGUGCAGUAUUAUGUGAUGCAUCCAGACAAACCAAAAUACAAACGUGCAACAUACACAAUAUACCACAGGCAUUAAAUACUGCCCCAGAGUGCUGUACCGGGGAUUGGGGCAACCAUCCACAAGCCUGGACACUUACGCAGGGAGUGCUGUGGGCAGAAGCAACAUGUUGUUGUAGCUUGCGCUGACUCGGCUGCCGCAGUGCCAGUGGAAGUGACACAGUUUUCUGCUGUAGAUGCAGGCUGGCAGGCCCAGGAUCAUACUGGAACAAUAAAUACUCCAGACACAACCAUUCUGAAUACUCAGUCAUUCCGCAGCAAAUUCCAGAUAGCCCAAACAAACAGUCUCUAAGGCCACACUUCACUCCAAUGGCAAGUCAGUUUAUAGCCAGUUCUAAACAAUGGACUUAAGUAGAACGUCUCCUGUGGCAGGUGGGCCGCAAAGGAAGCCUUUAUCCUGUGUGGCCUUGUCUGCAGAAGGCCCUUUUCCGGAGUAAAUUCCCACAGUGCUACUCUGCUGGCGGUUGUAAGGCUGGGAGCAAUCGUGCAGCCACAACACUGGCUUUGCAAUGGAGCUACAGAGAUGCAUCGUCACCAAGACUUCGCACAAGAGCAGGAGUCCACCGGCAUAGGUCAGAUUGCGGGAUGCUGGCCCAGGGCCUAUAGGAGGCAUUACAAUCUGGGUGCAAAAAGUGUAAGUAUUUAUCAAGGGUGGUGCCUGACUAAAGCCGCCCUGCCCAUUCAUCUACUAUGUGAAGUGUAAUCUGUGAUGUCACCGAUGUUCAUAUAAAACUGUAGUAACAGCCAUUAAAAAAGCCGUUCCAGGUGGAGCGACAUCAUAGCUUUGGUUUACGUUGAUUUUUAUUCCAUCGUGGCACAAUGUGUCAAUAAAGUGAAAAAUCCAGCAGAAAUGCUUAGUACUGCUGCUUGAGAGAGCAGGGGGCUUCGUUUUUUCUGUCAUUAGGGUAUUGCUAAUGAGGAAAUAGAAAAUGGCCUAUCCCUGCUUAAAAUCUGUUACCUUCUAUUGCAUUGUCUUAGCACACGGGGUCUCAUUGCUGUCGCAGCCUGGUCCUUACCUCUCUAUAAAAGUGUAAUGGUAAAACAGGCGUCGUCACACCAGUUAUGUCUUCAGACAAAACAGCUAUUCUUGUUUCAGGCCAAAGUCUUAAAGAAACAUACCAUGAUGUCCCAGGAAUUUUAUAAAACUUUAGUGAUACUCACACACUGAAUAUUAAACACAGAAGAGCUCCCUUCCCAGAUCCAUUGCUGAGUUCUAUAUUACAUUCUAGGAUUUAAACAGGAAGCCAAGAUUUUCAAAGGUGAUUCAUAAUUUUAGCAAAAAGAAGAACAGGAGUACUUGUGA
Chrysemys picta bellii (western painted turtle) is the source of this 11715-nucleotide messenger RNA. RefSeq names its product pleckstrin homology and FYVE domain containing 1 (gene PLEKHF1). NCBI's taxonomy places the organism in Eukaryota, Metazoa, Chordata, Testudines, Emydidae. Gene Ontology annotation, biological process: endosome to lysosome transport; endosome organization; positive regulation of autophagy. Gene Ontology annotation, molecular function: metal ion binding; phosphatidylinositol binding. The record is from RefSeq and is a predicted model, not a curated record. Gene Ontology annotation, cellular component: lysosome; early endosome.